Solea solea (common sole) is the source of this 3801-nucleotide messenger RNA. RefSeq lists its product as uncharacterized. NCBI's taxonomy places the organism in Eukaryota, Metazoa, Chordata, Actinopteri, Pleuronectiformes, Soleidae. The coding region runs from base 2353 to 3123 and encodes 256 amino acids. The record is from RefSeq and is a predicted model, not a curated record. The transcript has 5 exons.
AACCCCUUUCUUCCCUCCUGAUCUCAGUCGCUGCUGGCGUGGGCGCUCUAUUCCUACUGAUCCUGCUGAUUUGUGCUUGUUGCUUUGUGUGUCUGCGUAAAAAGAAGUCAGAAUCAACUAUAUAACUUGGAGAAAAACAUUCAUUAUGAAGUUGGACUCAACUGUGGACUUCAACACCAACACCAAACGGGAUCAUAUAGGACAGAGUAAGAGCUGGAAAAGACUGGAAUUUAAUUUUGUGCACCAAGAUUUAGACCCCUCUCUCGAACCUCAAAAGAUCCAGAGUUCAGAUUUAAUCUCGAAUACAAAAUAAAAAAAAUUCUUAUCUGAUUUGUGAUCUGUUUACAAUGUAAUUAUCACUGCUGGAUGACAUAUACAUGGAGUUAUGAAUCAUGGUCAAUUUUAGUACAAACCUACUGCUUAGUCUAAGUUUUAAAGUGACACCAGGUAAGUACUCUACUUGCAAGGUUAGUCUUUCCAGCUGACAUUAGUUUAUACUUAAAGUAAAGGAUCAUGUGAUGUUGUGACGUAAUCAGGCUGCAUUUCAGUUUUACACACUCUCACACUCAUACACAGCACAAACUCACACAUAAAUAUAGAUGUAUAUAUACUGUAUAUAUAUAUACAUACUCUAGUAGUUAAGUAACAAUAGCUUACUUUAUAUGAACUUUCAAAGGUAAAUGUGUGAUUUGGGAUGGAUAUUUAUUUUCAGCUAUGGAGGCAGCUGAUUUCAAUAAUAAAUCAUCUGAGCAAGCUUUAAGUUAAUCAGUGUAAAACUUGAAUUAUAAAUCAAACGUGUAUCUAUGAUCAUAGGUGUCUCAUUGUGUGGACAUCUUGCUUUGACUGAAUGAAGAUUUAAUACUGUGCACACAUGACUGUGCACAAUCUUGACUUACAUUAACUUAUCAGUUACAAAUUGUACAACAUUAUUUCCUGAAUCAUACAUUGCGACCAUUGAGGACCUGAAGUGAUCUGACGAUAAACCGGAGACUUGACUAUAAGCGCAUACAAGCACACAUUUUGUAUAUGAACCUACCCAGCUAACAUUACAAGAUUUUACCAUGAAGUUGCAUUGGAUUCUCUUGAAUUUCACUUUUCAUUUGAAUGCAGUGAAUAACAGCAGUACUACAUAAUAACUUGUGCUGUGUGUGUUCUCCUAUUACUUUUAGUCUUCACAGCUCCGACCACUGCUUCCUCUGAGUUAUAUACAGAAAAAAAAAGUUGAAGUUAUUUCAGAGUUUCUUCAAUUCCCUUGUGUCAGAGUGGUCAGUGUGAUGUGUGCAUUUUUGCCUUUGGGGUGAACGAGUCUGUCUGAAAGCUGAAGGCUGAACACUGACGAAACAUGAAAGCUGUGUUUGGACUGUUGGUGAUGCUACUCAGAAUGGCUCAUGGUGAGCUUUUUCAUUAUUUCAUUAGCAUUAAUAUUUGAUUUGUGUUUCACGUUUCUCCAGAAUUAGUUAUAAACGAUAGCCACACUGAACCAGGCCACAGAAUAACUUGGACGGUAGUACAUGGAAGUAAUGUAGAGUUGGCUAAAUCUGUGGGCAUUUGCCAAUGCAAUGUUCUGAUGUAACAACCUGAAUGUAAUGAGUGGUCUUAAUAGUUUGUGGGAUAAUUAAAUGCAAUUAAAUGAACAAACAAAAAUGUUUUGGGGCAUAAAUUCUACACACCAAGACUUGGAGUUUAUUUGUUUUGUUUAUUUAAUCUUUCAUAGAUCUGAGAAAAUAAUGCAUAACACAUACAGAAUGCAGACACUUUAGUCAAAAAUGUAGUAUUCUAUGACAAGGUCUUUAAACCUAGAUUAAAGAUUAUACCGUACACAGCUUUGAAGUGCUCUGCAAAGGAUUUUACUUUAAAACAUCUCUGAUCACAAGCAGGAAGUACGAAGGGCGAGCAGGAGUGGUGCAGAAUAACAACCACAGCACUAACAUGUUGAAGAUGUAGGUGUGUUCUGCAAAUAUGAUCACAAACGAAGAAGCAGGAGUUUUGAUGUGUUUUAUUGUCCAAAAGAAAAGAGACACUCACAGAUGAAGCAUCAAACAGGCAAACAUCGUCUGAAUACACACAGUUUUUACACAGUGAUAUGAAGAGACUGAAUCAACACAACCAGGAAGUCACACCCAUUAAGAUGAUUACACAUAAGUGACAAAUCAUACACAAGGAAGAGGAAACAGACCUGUGUAAUAUUCAGUUUACACUUGAAAAAAAUGAUAACUGCAAGAAUAGUUUUCUAGGGUUUAAGAAGCCUCAUUGUCAGUGUUAUUCUCUCUGUGAAAAAAAUGUCCAGGUGUGGAGACCCACUGUGAUGGCAGACGGGAUGGAGCUCAGUGUUAUGGAGCUGUGGGAGGAACUAUGUUCAUUCGGCUGAUGGACACAAUCCCACCAAGAUUUACGUUCGAUAAAAGCAAAACAAGAAUUUUGCGCUGGAGAAAUAAUGCAGUUUCUAUUUAUGUGAUGAAAAACAGAUUCUCCUUUGAUGACAGUAAAGGAACAUUAAGAAUCAAUAAUCUGCAGAAAAGUGACAGUGACAAAUAUUCACUUGAUAUUCAAGAUUCAAAUGCAGCUGCGGUAGAGAAUCGGACUCUAAACUUGUCCAUUCAAGCUCCCUUGUCCUCUGUCACGUUGGUGAAUGAGUGUUUGUCCCAGGGAGAGAUGAGGAUGUCCUGCACCACUGAGGGAGUGGGGGACAGUCCUCAGUACAGUUGGACUCUGGAUGGACACACACUGACACAGGAUGAGCUCCUCUCUGGAAAUAAGGACACUGACAUCAUCGUUCUGAGACAGGACAUGUCAGGACUCCUGUCCUGCUCAGUCAGUAAUCACGUCAGUAGCAUCUCCAAAGACAUGAGGAUAGCGACCUGUGUUUUCAUCAACUGCACCUUAUCCAAUGGGAUGCACGUAUCACAGUGGGUGUUUGCAGCCACUAACACACUGUGUGUUGAGCCCACCACGGUCAGAGACACUACUGCUGAUCACCUCAUAUGUGGUUUGCGAGCAGCGGUGGCAGUUCUUUUAUUAAUUGGCAUCACGGUCUAUUUUGCUUGGAAGAAAAAGAAAUCCAGUAAAGCUGAAGACCCGGAGAAUUCUGUCUGCAUGGUCGAAAUGAGAAGCGCAGCAGAUUAACAUUUUAUUUUGCUUCUCUCUCUGUGAUGACUCAUGUGUCUUUGAGGGUGUGUAAAUGUCCUUUCCUGUUUUUGAGUCAAAGCUUCUUCUGCCUUUUAUGUCGAUGUUUUAGCAGCUCAAUAUCAGAGCUUUUCCUGGCUCAACUCCUGGCUCUGCUAGUCUAUAUGUGUCCUUGAGCAAGACACUUAACCCCAUGUUGGAGCGUGUGAAUGGAUAUGAAAGAUGUGUGAAUGGCUGAAAGGCAAAACUGUAGUGUAAAGCAGCUCAUCAAGACAAGCAAAGCUCGUAUAAAUACAGACCAUAAUACCAACUGUUCUUCUUCUUUUUUUAUUUGCUAGUAACAAGUAACAAAGAUAGGUAAAGGAAAUGUAGUGAAGUAAAAGUACACAAUUUAUUUAGGAAAUGUACUGGAGUAGAAGUUACUAAGUUGAUAUAAACAACCAAGUAAAGUACAGGUAUGUGAUUUUUGUACUUGAGUACAGUAACAAAGUAUUUGUACUUUGUCACAUUACAACACUGCCUGUGAAUUGAAAUUCCAGUACAAAGAUUGCUAAAUGCUAAAUGUGUGCAUGUUGUCAACUCUCAGGUGUUUCUAUAUUGGUUUUCCUAUAGUUGCUGUAAAGUUAAAACUGUAUACAUCCAAAUUUAGUGAUGCAAUAUGAUACAUUAAAGGUCUUA